Molecule: messenger RNA, 885 nt
Organism: Spodoptera littoralis (African cotton leafworm)
Lineage: Eukaryota; Metazoa; Arthropoda; Insecta; Lepidoptera; Noctuidae
Source: the annotation of a GenBank genome assembly
AUGGGAGAUAGAGAUUGGAGACCAUUUAUUUACGGCGGCCUUGCGUCGAUCGUCGCCGAAUUCGGCACAUUCCCAAUAGACACAACAAAGACCCGCCUUCAGAUACAGGGACAGAAGAUAGACCCUCGACAUGUGGAGCUCCGGUAUACUGGCAUGGUGGAUUGCUUCGUCAAGACAUCUCAGCAGGAGGGGGUCAAGGCACUGUACUGUGGCAUCUGGCCGGCGGUGCUCCGGCAGGCGACGUACGGCACGAUAAAGUUCGGCACGUACUACUCCAUGAAGAAAUGGAUAGCGCAGCACAGGGCGGAUGGGGGCUCCAUUGAGCACCUGCCUACCAACACCUUCUGUGCUGCCUUCGCCGGUGGACUCUCCAGUGCCAUCGCCAAUCCUACAGAUGUGCUUAAAGUGCGGAUGCAGGUGGGAGACGAGAAGCGUGGUCUAGUCCGAUGUUUCAUGGAGAUCCACCGGCUGGAGGGCUGGCGCGGGCUGUGGCGCGGCGUGGGCCCGACGUCGCAGCGCGCCGCCGUCAUCGCGGCCGUGGAGCUGCCCGUGUACGACGCCUGCAAGAAGCGCCUGACCGUCCCGCUGGGAGACUCGCCCCUCAACCACUUCGCGUCCAGCCUGCUCGCCAGCCUCGGCAGCGCCGUGGCCAGCACGCCGCUCGAUGUCAUCCGGACGCGGCUAAUGAACCAAAGAAAGUUGAAGGGACAGGCGCCGAAGCCCAACGAGAGGAUAUACAGAGGGACUGUGGACUGCUUCCUACAGACAGUGCGCAAUGAAGGUUUCAUGGCUUUAUACAAGGGCUUCGUGCCAACCUGGCUGCGGAUGGGGCCUUGGAACAUUAUCUUCUUCCUCACGUAUGAACAGCUCAAACAGAUGUACUGA